Messenger RNA from Stylonychia lemnae, 1536 nucleotides. The record is from the annotation of a GenBank genome assembly. Lineage: Eukaryota; Ciliophora; Spirotrichea; Sporadotrichida; Oxytrichidae.
AUGGCAAAAUAAAAUAAAGUAUAAGCAAAGGCUGCUUAAUCUAAAGCACCUUAAAAUACCAAGGAAUAGAAAAAAUCUAAGAAGGCUAAGCAAGAAUCUGAAUCUGAAGAUGAGCAAGAGGAGCAGGCUGAGUCUGUUGGUACAAUGAAAAAAUAACUAAAAUAAAAUGACAAAAAAGCAGUAGCAGCUCCACAGACUGGUGCAAAAGGCAAAGCUAAAUAAGAAGAGAAGGCUGUAGAAAAAGAUAAUAAGAGUAAAAAGCGAGCAGCUAAGCCUGCUGAAAGCGAUGAGGAUAAGGGUGCUGAGACAAGAGAUGAGGACAAUGAUGGAAAUAAUAGUGCUAGUUCCAAAGGAAGCCAAGAGUCUGAGGAGAAAGAAGUAGCUCCUAAAAAAGGCUCAAACCAAAAGACAAAUAAAACCCCACCUCCAUCAAAGAAAUAAGUUGAUAAAAAAUCAACUCCUGCUUCCUAGCCAAAAAAAGAAGUGGAGAGUAAGGACAAAGAUGUCAAAUCUUAGAAGAAAGCUCCUCCAUCAAAAGUAGUGGCAUAGAAAAAGAAGGGUAAAUCUAAGAAGGAUGAAGAUGAUGACGAAGAGGCUGUAGUUCCUGGAAUGAAAAAAGGAUAAGCCAAGAAAUCAGAUGAUGAAUCUCAUGGUAGUGCUGGUGGCAAUAGAAGGUCAAAUCGCAUUAAAGAUAUCCAAGAAAAGAAGAAUGGGGAUGAUGAAUAAGAUAAAAAAGAGAAAGAUAAGAAAAAGAAGGCUGUAAUUAAGAAGAAAAAAGAUGAAGAGGAGGAAGAAGAGGACGAUGAUGAGGAGCAGGAAAAUGAUGAAACUAAAAAUGAUAAAGAUAAAAAAUCUGACAAGGACGAUGAGGAGGACGAGGAGUCUGAAGAAGAGGAAGAACCAGUCGAAAAAUCUAGUCCUAAAAAUGAUAAAAAGAAGGGGAAAGCAUAACCUGCUCCUGUUUCCAAAUCUAAAGUUAAAUCAAAGAAAGAAUAAUCAGAUAAGGAAGAAUCUGAGAAGGACGAUGAAGAAUCAGAUGCAAGUGAAGCAGACAAUGACAACGAGGAAGAAGAAGAGGAAGAAGAUAAGCCCAAGAAAAAAGCUCCUGUUAAAAAAGGAUAGGCUCCAGCAAAAUAAACAAAGAAGCCAGCACCAAAGAGAAAGCAGCCUGAAAAGAAAGUUUAAGUAAGGAUGAAGGUUAAUAAAAAGGAGGAAGAAAAGUAAAAGGAUGAUGAUGAAAGCAAUAAAGAAGAUGAAGAUAAAGCUUCUCAAGAAAAAGAAAAAACUAAGAAAGAAGAAAAGAGUAAAGACAAAGCUGAUAAGAUUUAAGAUGAAGAGAUGAAAGAUUAAUCUGAGGAAAAUGAGAGUGGUAGCGGGGAGGAAGAUGAGGAUGAGGAAGGGAACAGCGAAGAAGACAAGGAUGAAGAAAAGCCUACUGCCAAAGAUGGAAAAAGUACCUCCCCUGCAAAAGGUGAAGAAAAAGAUGAGGAAGUGGUUGAGGAUGAUAAGAGGAAGAAGAGGUAGAAAACUAAGUGA